Messenger RNA from Sitodiplosis mosellana (orange wheat blossom midge), 2330 nucleotides. It is a transcript of the gene Ppat-Dpck, whose product is annotated as bifunctional coenzyme A synthase. NCBI's taxonomy places the organism in Eukaryota, Metazoa, Arthropoda, Insecta, Diptera, Cecidomyiidae. The transcript has 5 exons. Gene Ontology annotation, biological process: coenzyme A biosynthetic process. Bases 660 to 2264 code for a protein of 534 amino acids. The record is from RefSeq and is a predicted model, not a curated record. Gene Ontology annotation, molecular function: ATP binding; dephospho-CoA kinase activity.
AUAACCUCAUUGAUGUGCACUGAGAAAAUUAUCAUAUGUCAUGUUUUAGUCUGUUUACAAUCUAUCAAAUCUGUUCUCUUUUUCAAUUGCUUGCAGUUGUGUGAUUUGGUUUUGCGAGAAAAAAAAACGAUAUAGAAUAAGGGGUGACCAUCAAAUAAAGACAGACAAAAGAGCGAAAGAGAUAAUAAAUAUUUUGUUCACACUGGUGUGAUCGAAUCGCAAUGCAUAACUAAUAAGAAGAAGAAGAAGAAGAAAAAAAAAAUACGAAGAUAUAUUCCACCGUGGUGCUAAUAGUAAAUAAACAAGUUGUUGAUUAGAGCUUUUUGGAAUUGGACGAGUUUUUUCGCGCGAUUCGUUUUGAUAUUUUUUUUUCGCUCUUUCGAUUUGUCUAUACGUCGUCGAAAGGAGAUAACGAUCAUCAUUGAAUAAUUAGAAUCUUAGAUACGAGUGUCUGAUUCAAAAUUCGACGUGGAGAAAAGUUGUUGUUCACUUGUCAUGGAAUUUAAUUAUAUCUGAUAUUCGGAAACAGCAAAGCAACCAUUUCUAACCUGAUUUGUCCUACAUUUUGUGAAUCCGUGAUAAAUUUCGUUGUGUGGUGGUUUCGUUGAAAGAGCGAGAGAGGAAGAGAAAGAGCAGUCGAUGUGAUUGUGUAUAGUGAGAUGGCUCGCACGGGAUUGCUGGUCGUUACAAAUUUAGCGAAAAUUGUAAAUAGUUUGACCGCUGUAAAAAAAUACGUUUCAAAUACAUUGUACAUUCAAUUAUACACCGGAGCUGGAGCCACUGUAAAUAGUAAUGAAAAUCGAAAAUUUGUAAACACAUUGAAACCCGAAUCGAGAUAUUGUAAAUACGUGGCUGACAUUUAUUCGGUAUCGUUACGAACAUGUGAUCAACUGGAUGUGAUCGUUAUCGUUGGCAAUUUGAAAGAUAAUCUAUUAUGGCAAAAGACACCGAUACCAUUUAAACCAGUCGAUGUGUUGCUGUUCGACAACGGCAUUUCGAAUGAUGAAACAUCAAAACUAAUGGACCGAUACAAGCCAACGAAUGUUAUUGAAUUCUCCAAUGAAUUGGAUGAAGAAAGUGAUGGGGCCGAUGCACAUGUUUCCAAAUUACAUGAGAACCAUGCUGAUGCUGUCGAAGGGGAUUCAGUAGUUUUGGGCGGAACAUUUGAUCGUUUACACGUCGGACACAAAAUGCUGCUCACCGAAGCGGUUCUUCGAGCGAAGAAACGCGUCGUUGUCGGUGUGACUGAUGCAGACAUGAUAAAAACCAAAUUGCUACGUGAACUGAUUCUGCCGGUUGAGACGAGAAUUCGUGAUGUUCGCAAUUUUUUACAAGCCAUUGAUAAUACGCUAACUUAUGAAGUGGUUCCGAUUGAAGAUCCAUUUGGGCCAACAAAAACUGAUCCGAAUUUAGAUAUAAUAAUCGUGAGUGCCGAAACAUUUCGCGGCGGUGAGAAGGUGAACGAAUUACGAAAAGCGGCUAACUUAAGGGAGUUGCAAAUUCACUGCAUCGACCUCAUCGAACUGGAAACGAAUGAGGAAGGCAAAGAGAAGAAAGUGAGUUCAAGCAAUCGACGAAUGGAUUUGCUUGGCACACGUCUCAGGGAGCCAACACCAAAACCACACUUACCAAACUAUCCAUACAUAAUUGGAUUGAUUGGUGGCAUUGCAUCGGGCAAGAGUAUAAUUUCCCAGCACUUUGAGAAACUUGGAGCAACAGUUAUCAACUGUGAUAAAUUGGCCCAUGAAAUCUACGAACCAGGUACGGAGUGCCAUACCAAACUCACUGCUCACUUUGGCACUGACAUUCUAAAUGCCGCAGACAAUCGAAUCAAUCGCAAGAAAUUGGGCAGCAUCGUAUUCGCGGAUAAGCAAAAACUUAACGAAUUAAAUCAGAUUGUGUGGCCAUUGUUGAUGGUAGAAGUAAAAAAUCGAAUCGAGAACGUUCGUAGGGAAAAGAGUCACGAUGUCGUUAUGAUUGAAGCAGCAGUGCUAUUGCAGGCCGGUUGGCAACACGAGAUGCAUGAAGUCUGGUCAUUGAUUGUACCUACCGAACGGGCAAUUCGACGUCUGAUCAAUCGCGAUAACUUGACCGAAGAACAAGCGAUACAACGAAUUGAGACGCAACCAUCUAACGAGAUCAUGGUCCAAGAGUCAACCGUCGUCUUUUCGACACAAUGGAGCUACGAAUUUUCUCGCCAACAAGCGGAAAAAGCAUGGAGGGGAUUACAAGAUUAUUUAGCAAAAAUUAAAACACAGUCUUAAAAAGAUGGCAUCAUUUUAAUUUGAAAAAAGAAGAAAAAAAAAAAACUUUAUUAAAGCGAAGAAAAA